GUUCCGACGCCGAACGGUCCUUUGCCAACACCAACACAACCAACCUUGCCUCGUUCUCUCCCCGAGAAACACCAAACAACAACACAUCACUACCUCGAACCACACAGUUCAAACCCCAAUACAACGAAUACACUACAAAUACACGCCCAUAUUCUUCACUGCUACCGACCUUAUUGCUAAGGAAUACCGAUCCAAACCCCCAACGAUCCCGCAAAGCAGUUGCACCAUGGCUACCACCCCUUCCCUCAGCCCGAAGGAGCGACGAAUCGGCAAGGAGCUGAUGGACAUUCGCAACGACAAGGACAACUCUGGAGUAUUUGCCCAGCCGAUCAAUGAGGCCAACUUGCUCCACCUCAAGGGUUCCUUUCCCGCACCUCCCGAUACACCCUACGCCGGAGGCUUGUACGAAGUCGAUAUUAAGAUCCCCGACAGCUACCCCUUCAAGUCUCCCACCAUCAAGUUCAUCACCAAGAUCUGGCACCCUAAUGUCAGCAGUCAAACUGGUGCUAUCUGUCUGGACACACUCGGUAGUGGCUGGUCUCCAGUACAGACGAUCAAGACGGCUUUGCUUUCCCUUCGCAUGCUGCUCGAGUUCCCCAACCCAAAGGACCCCCAAGACGCAGAGGUGGCCAAGAUGAUGCUGGAGAACCCCGAGGGGUUUGCGAAAAAGGCAAACGAGUGGGCUGUUAAGUACGCCGGUGCACCGUCAAAGGAAUUUGACACAACAAAGUACAAGCAGGUUGCUUCCGAAGCAAAGGAAGAUGACGUAAACAGGUAUGCUGGCUACAAUAAGGAUCUCAUCGACCGCUUUGUCGGCAUGGGAUUUGAGCUCGAUGCUGUCGUUGAAGCCUUCACCUUCAUAGGCAUCGACCGCAAUGGUGGCAUGGACUACGAACUGGAAGAGGCAUAUCUUGGUGACAUUACCGCCCACCUCCUCGGCGAGCAAUGAUUCAACUACCCGAAAAGAGGCCGCCCGGUGGAUCGUUCGACCGAGGUCGAGGGCUACCAGGCCACCAAUCUCGAUUGAUCCGAGGGCAAUAUGAGUACAAAGUGACGAGCACGGCAAAUCAUGAAACGACGGGCAGCAUUGCAUCGAAUAUGGA
Messenger RNA from Colletotrichum phormii, 1103 nucleotides. RefSeq names its product ubiquitin-conjugating enzyme. The coding region runs from base 227 to 949 and encodes 240 amino acids. Gene Ontology annotation, molecular function: protein binding. The record is from RefSeq and is a predicted model, not a curated record. Lineage: Eukaryota; Fungi; Ascomycota; Sordariomycetes; Glomerellales; Glomerellaceae. The transcript has 3 exons.